This is a messenger RNA of Bursaphelenchus xylophilus (pine wood nematode), 9463 nucleotides long. Lineage: Eukaryota; Metazoa; Nematoda; Chromadorea; Rhabditida; Aphelenchoididae. The record is from the annotation of a GenBank genome assembly.
AUGGAGGAAGGGGAUGAAUACGUUCCCCAAAUAUCCCAAAUCGACUACAAUCUGAUCGAUAAUAAUGGCACCAACAGACAGGGUAACUACUAUAAUCAGUUAAACCAGGUGGGAGAUAUGUAUGGCAACAUGCAAAGGCCUGCACAACAAAUCCAGCAACCAAACCAGCAACACCACAUGGCCCCAAACCAGCAGAACUACAUGAAUAUGCACGGCUAUCCCCCGCCACAACAGAUGCAAGGCCAACCGUCCAUCCCACCAAUGUCAGCAGCAACACCAGCUACUAAAGGAAAGCGAGGAGGUGGGAGGAAAAAGGCUAACACUACUGUCACCACCACCCCCGACAAUAAAUACGGCGUUGGAGCCCAGAACAUGAUGUAUCCGUCAAAUUACCAAAUGCCCGGACAACAACAGGUUCCUCUACAUGCAAAUACACCACAAGGCAUGAGACCGGCCAAUCCAGCAUACGGUAAUUACAUGGGGGGAUACCCACAGAAUUCAAAAUGGAUGGAGUACGGCCAAAUGCAACAAGGUCAGCAAUUUCGAUGUGCCCCGCCCCAACAACCAUACCCCGGCUACAAUGGGCCGCCGCAACAGGUAACAUAGAAGAUUAUUUUUUACAUUCCUGGAUUUAGGGAUACUAUCCGCAAGGGAUGCAACCUAACCAGCAGCAGUCGCAGCAACAACAACAAAUGCAGCAAAACAGAUCACAAUUUUAUGGGCAACAAGGAUAUCAGAACAUGGGAUACUCGAGUCAGCCCCCACCUCGGUAUCCUAUGAAUUCUCAGCAAGGAUAUUACCAAGAUCCAGCCGGCUACCCCGGAUACAAUCAGCAGUAUUCGCAAAUGAAUCAGUCGGCCCAGGCUACUAAGACCGGUCCUUCCGGAAAUGGAACCCAAGGGCAUCCCUCAGUGUCUCAGAACUCUGUGUCUCAGCCUUCGACCUACUCUGCAGCGGCAGCACCCAUUGGCAAGUUUACUUAUAUUUCUUUUAUUUUUUUCAAAAUCUCUAAUAUGUAUUAAUGUAUAUCAAUUUAAAUUUAGGACCCCCAACGAAUGGGUCGUAUCCCCAGCCGCCCGCUCCUUCAUCGAGUGGCCUGCGUCAGCCUUAUAAUGGAUUGCCGUCCCAACAACCACCUUCUAAUCAGUUCCACCCUCAACCGCAAUUCUAUAAUCAAGGAAUGAUGAAUCAGCUGCAACAAGGCAUCACCGAUAUGGAACGUCAACUUCAUUACAUGCUGCAACAACCCCCAGGGCCAGAAGUUAGCAGCAGAAUUGAACAGCUACAAGUGAGAAUUAACCAAAUGAAAGCUCAACAUCAACAAGCCACGACAAUGGGAAUUUCUAAUGGGAAGCCGGGGCCCCCGUCUUCCCAGCCUCCUUCUGCCAUGAUACCAGGUCAGCAUUCAAGGAUGGGCCCGACGCCUCAGCCAUCAGUAUAUCCGGGCUACCCGGGUUCUCUUUCUGAGCAAUCCAUCCAUUCUGUUAACUCGAUAAGCUCGGAUGCUUCUGGGACUCCGAACUCUCAGAAACCACCUUCAGUAGGGCCAAUUCCGAUGGUCCCACACAAUGUUCUGCCUUCACAUUCGGCAUCUUCUGUCUCUGUAAUGCAAACCGCAGCUAGCCAAGUCCAGGUACGUCAAAACGAAGUUAUUUUUAUUAAUAUUUUAGGUUAAUAUUACACCGGAAGCAACCGGACGGACUUUGAUAAGUGUAUACCAUCAAUUCCCUUCGACGACUGCAACCACGACUGACUCGACUGCCCAAAACAGUAUGAAAGACUCGGUUCCCCCAGAACCAGUCCCUUCCUCUUUAUCUAACGGGUAUCCAUCCAAAAAUGGCUCAAGCGCUUCAAUUUUGUGUCCAUCUCCUGCCGUAUCCAACCCCCAAAUAUCAUCAGCUCCCUAUCCCCAUUCCUCCACAUUUCGGUCUCCGAUUUCCUCACAAUCAAUCUCUUCGGAUGUCUCCAGAAUCCUCACAGACCAGACUCCAGCUCCAUCGCAUGGCGUUUCGGAAGAAUCACUUUCAGUUAAAGAAGAAACUCCAUCUCAGCCUCCCAUCGACAACGACAUUCCGCAGUAUUCGUACCCUGCUCAAUCCUCCAAUGUUCCCGGAGUAGAGAUGAAAGCAGAAUCUGAAAAAGUAAAGUCACCCGAACUGGAAGCCCCAGUUCCUAGUGAGGAAGACAUUCAGGCAUCCGCCAGCUUUGCAAAGAAAGAAGCUAAAUCGUCAGCUGAAUUUACUGUGAAACCAACCCCUGCAACAGAGGUCAUCGAAGGAAACUUCGAAGAACAGAUUAAACCCAAAAAACCGGUGGCCAAGACACCGAAGAGGACUCCAGUUCCCAUUCGGAAACGGAAGAAGGCGGCCAGCGAACCAAGCUCAGAUGAAGACCAUGACUUUACAGUGGAAGUCAAGAAGUAAGUAUCUAAUAUGUACUAAUUCAUAAUCCUCGUUUUUAGGAAGAAAGGAAAAGCUCAAGCAAUACAACAGCAAUCCGAAGAGAUUGAUCCCUCGCUUUCUGAAUUUGUUGAAGUAAGUUUCAAUUUUUAAUGAUUAUUUAAAUUUUUAGAAGCGGCGAUCAGGACGGACAAAAAAUGAAAAGCGAUACGAAGAUAGGAUGGACAUCGAUGACGAACUUAACGAGGUUAUGGAUCCAUGUACAAGUUUUUUGGAAGACACAUCGGCGGCUGCAGAGUUUGUUGUAGAAAAGAUUCUUGGAAUGAGGACAUCAAUGAGGAAAAAGGUCAAAGAAAUGAACGAUGAUUUUACUGAAGAAAAGAGAAAUGAAAGCGAGUUGAGUGGAGAUGUAGAAGAGAACAACGAAGCGGCCACCGGAGAAAUAAAAAAAGAAAACGAGGAACUAAAGGAGAAAGAAAGUAAAGAAGAAAAGAAAGAAAAUUCAACAGAAAACGACGAAGAGACGGAAGAAGAGGUCGAAGAAUUCUUUGUAAAGUUCAAAAACAAGUCGUAUAUGCACUGUGAAUGGAAAACCCUGGACGAAUUGGAAGCUUUGGACAAACGAGUCAUUCCCAAAGUAAAUCGGUUCAAGGCAAAAUGGGUUGAGGACAACGAAUACUUUAACCCUGAUUAUACAAUAGUGGAUAGAGUAGUGGACGAACAUAUCGAUGAUGACGGUGAGCAUUCUGCUCUAGUCAAAUGGAAAAGUUUACAAUACGAAGAAUCUACAUGGGAAGACAUAAGCAUUGUGCCAACGAAGAAGAUGGAAGAAUACUACCGAGAUAACAUUGUAGACCCGCUGAAGGUGGUAAGUUAGAUCCCCAAUUAUUAGUCCGUAUUUUAGAAAGAGACCCCCAGACCAUCUCCAAAUGAUUGGGAAGAGAUUAAAGAUACUCGCGAGUACAAAGAUGGAAACACUCUUCGGGAAUAUCAAGUCGUUGGAGUUAAUUGGCUGCUCUUCUGCUACUACAAUGGGUAAGUAACGGGAUCAAUAACAUUAUACAUUUUAGACGAAACUGUAUUCUGGCAGACGAAAUGGGUCUGGGUAAAACAGUCCAAACGAUUACCUUUCUUCAAGGCGUGUAUGACGUGGGGAUACAUGGACCUUUUAUGGUUGUAGUUCCCUUGUCAACUCUCCCAAAUUGGGAAAGGGAAUUUGAAACAUGGACGGACAUGAAUUGUGUGGUUUAUUACGGAACCUCGGCAAGUCGAGAGAUGAUUCAGAACUACGAGAUGUAUUACGAAAAGAAUGACACUAAGGUAAAUUGAAGUGAUUUAAUUAAAAACAGUUUUUUUUUCAGAAGAAGAAGGUUCCCAAGUUUGAUGUCUUGCUUACCACUUUUGAAAUGGUGAUAUCUGAUGUGGAUAUAUUAAAGAAGAUUAAUUAUCGAGUCUGUGUCAUUGAUGAAGCCCAUCGGUUAAAGAACAGGAAUAGCAAACUUUUAACCAACGGGCUACUGUCGUUCAACUUCGAACAUCGUGUUCUUCUUACUGGAACGCCGCUUCAAAAUAAUAUUCAAGAAUUAUAUUCGCUUCUGAGCUUUCUGGAGCCCGAACGAUUUCACAGUUCCGAUCUUUUCCUUCAAGAGUUCGGCCAAUGUCAAACGGAAGAACAGGUACAAAAAUUGCAAGAGAUUUUGAAACCGAUGAUGUUACGGCGAUUGAAGGAGGAUGUGGAGAAAACCUUACAACCGAAGGAAGAAACAAUUAUCGAAGUAAGUGAUACAAUCUCUUUCAUUCCUCCUUUAGGUCCAACUUUCAAACAUCCAAAAGAAGUAUUACCGUGCUAUUCUUGAAAGAAACUUCACUCAUUUGCUGAAGGGAUCCAUGCCAUCCUUAAUGAAUACAAUGAUGGAGCUCCGAAAAUGUUGUAAUCAUCCUUUUUUGAUCAAAGGAGCUGAAGAACAGAUACUUGCCGAACUAAAGCCGAUUCAUGCCAGUAAAACAGAGGAUGAACUUAACAAUCUUGCCCUCAUUCAAUCUUCCGGAAAACUGGUCCUAAUUGAUAAGCUAUUACCAAAGUUGAGGCAAGAUGGUCACAAAGUACUUAUCUUCUCUCAGAUGGUCAAAGUUUUGGAUAUUUUGGAGGAAUUCUUGGUCCAAAUGAAUUAUUCAUUCGAGCGAAUCGACGGAAAUGUGAGAGGUGACCUUCGACAAGCAGCUAUCGACCGCUUCAGUCGACCAGACUCCGAUCGAUUUGUAUUUUUGCUGUGCACUCGAGCCGGGGGACUUGGAAUUAACCUCACCGCCGCUGAUACUGUUAUAAUCUUUGACUCUGAUUGGAAUCCUCAAAACGAUCUACAAGCUCAAGCAAGAUGUCACCGCAUUGGUCAAACGAAAAUGGUGAAGGUUUAUCGUUUGAUUACGACAAACACAUACGAAAGGGAAAUGUUUGACAAAGCGUCAUUGAAGCUUGGUCUGGAUAAGGCCGUAUUACAAUCGAUGACACCAAAGGAUAACAGCCAACAGCUCACACGACAAGAAGUGGAAGAUCUCCUCAAGAAAGGAGCAUAUGGCGCUGUCAUGGAUGAAGAUAAUGAAGGCAGCAAAUUCAGCGAAGAAGAUAUUGACACCAUCCUUAGCCGACGAACCCAAACCAUAAAGCUGGAGCCUGGAAUUAAAGGAUCCACAUUUGCCAAAGCUUCCUUUACCUCAUCCAGUAAUCGAGAAGACAUUGACGUCAACGAUCCCAACUUCUGGUCUAAAUGGGCCAAGAAAGCGAACGUUGAUGUAGACGCAGGAAAUAAUGAUCUUAUCCUUCUGGAGCCGCGGGCACGAAGAAAACGAUUUGAAGAAGGAUACAAAGGACUCCAUGAAGGCGAAAGCGAUGGUGAUGAUGGAAGUGAGGGCCGAAAGAGCGCAGACUUUUCCAAAAACAGAAGUGGGAAGAAGAGAAAACGAGGGGAUGAUGACGACGACUACGUUAACUAUGUCCCGGAUGAGCUUACUUUUAAUAAGUCAGAGUAUUUCAAAGUCGAGAAACUUCUGAACACUUGGGGAUGGGGUCGAUGGAAGGUCAUGAAGGAACAGUCUGAUACUGCGCUAGGAGUCAACGACAUUGAGCAUAUUGCAAGAACGUUGUUGCUGCACAACAUUCGGGAGCACAAAGGUGACGAAAAGACCAAAGAAUUUGUGUAUCACCUGAUCACACCGAAUGGCGAAUCCUCGAGAAGUGACAGAAAAUCCCGUGGGGAUUACAAUGAAGGGUGGGCCGGUCUACCGGAAUAUAACCCUCCUAAUUUUGCCAUUGAUGUUUCUUUCACCCGACAUAUUCAUCGACAUGCCAACAAACUCCUACACAGAAUGUUCCACUUGUUCUUACUUCAGAAUCAUCUCAUCAGCAAAGAGGAUGCGACAAAAAUAAAUGAUGACAAAGAUUACAAACAAAUUGAUGUCAAAGUUCCCACCGUUGGAGAUCCCCCAUUGCCCAAUUGGGAUUCCGACUGCGAUAAAUGUUUCAUAAUAGGAAUUUAUAAACACGGUAGGUAAUUCGACAAAGAACGUAAUAUGUAAAAAAUCGAUAAUUUAGGAAUGGAAAAUUACGAGGCCAUUAAAAGAGACGACAAAUUAUGCUUCAUAGAAAAAAAUAUCGAAGAAAUGCCAUCCACAUUUGAACUGAACACACGGUUCAAAAGAGUUAUGUUGCUUGUAAGCCGUCAGUUGGAGAUGUCAAUGUCAAGCACUUCAAACUCUUCGUCAUCAGCAAAAUGGUCAAAGCCAGAAGAAGCCGAAUUUAUGCGCGUGCUUAGAAUAUACGGUGUCAAAGAUGACAACGAAGGACAAAAUGUGAUCAAUUGGAAUAGAUUCCGAGAGCUUUCAACUAAUCUCCAGCACAAGACCGAUGCCCAGAUGCUUGAACAGUUGUACUGCGUAUUGGCAAUGUGCACAAAAGAACAAGGCCGAGAAUUAUCUGCAAUUGAUAUGAGACGCGCAUCGAUGGUGGACCCCAUUCCUGUCAGAAGGGCAGAGAAGUUGAUGAAUCGACUGCAUUUGAUGAGGAAAAUCCAUGCGAUUGUUUCUACUGGAUUGCAGAAAGUGAGAACAUCCCUCAAACUGUGUUCUUCGGAGACAAUGUAUUCAGGAUGGGAAGAAAAACACGACGAACAACUCUUGAUAGUUGUGGAUCAUCAUGGACUCGACAAGAUCACUCAGAAAUUGGCUUCCCAAGCCUGUUUUGAUAGGGUUUGUGAGGUCAAAUACUUAAGUAGUUAAUUUCCAUGUUUUAGUUUGCCAAACAAUUGGAUGAAAACGACCUAAUUCGUCGUGUAGUGGAGAUAUGCACUACAUUAGAAACCGGUAAAUGGAAUGGAAAAGGAAGUGUUGACCUAAUUGAUGAUGAAGAAGGAGCAUUUGACGCACAGACUUUGGCGAUGCUACAAGCUCUUGCUGGGCAAGCCUCUGCCAUCCCAUCCUCUUCUCGUUUAUCGUCGUCUCAACACAAAAAAAACAAGAAAAAGGCGAGUGUCUCAGCAGCAUCAAGCUCACAACAGCUCGGGAACUUUGUAAGCAGAAAAACUUGUAAAGAAAAACUAUCCCAUGAAUUUUCAGAACGAUCCUGCAUAUCUCCUUUCUAUGAUGAAUGCCCUCGGCGUCUCUACAAACUCGUCUCCCCAACAACAAAUGCAACAAUUUAACAAUCUGCUCGGAUUGCUAACACUGAUGGGUCCGAUGAUGACUAAUGGCGCAAACGAUCCGGCAUCAAAACAGGUAAUGCAGAUGUUGGUGGCCAUGAUGGGAAACAACGACGCCCUGAAUCUAUCGACGACCACAUCAGGGGCGAAAGCAACAUCACAGACAGCCAAAGUAGCCGCUCGAAAUUCAACCACUUCUACACCAAACGCCAGUACACCUGCACCAUCUACUACUGCCGCUACGAAUGCGGCAUCUACCCCAACUAAUGUAACUCCAAGCACUAAAAAGGAAUCAAUAAAGCCUGAAGACCUUUCAAUGCAAGAAAUUCUCAAAUGUUUAAAUUACACGAAAGGUAAGCACGAUAAAAACUUUACAAGGAAAGGUCCCGAAAUGUGGCGCUCCUUCAAAUUUGGUACAGCGAUAGUGAUAGGCGGUAUCAAGAAUAUUCUUUCUAGAAAUUUUUAGUGCGCGCUUUAAAGUUUCAACCGAGUCACAGUACUAGAAAGGUGACUUUUGGGAACAAAAAUAGAACGUAAAUAAACGGCGAUGAAGGAAGAAAAGAGGGGGUAAUGGAGAUGUCGAGCCUGGAAACCGCCACCUCGACCGGCUUCUGGGAGCCGCGAUAAUCGACCAACAAGUUUGGUCAAAAAAUGUUUGAUUAAUAAUGUUAAUAUUUACGUAUAAUACGCAUAAAAUCUAAAAACAUUACUCUACGUAAGUUUUAACACUAUUAUUCAAACAUCACCCACGGAAAAUUCAUCGCAAAAUAUGCAAAAAUUUUAUCUUACCAGUAAAUUAACUGAAUUAUAGCAGCAUGCAGCAGCUUUAUAAAAUUUUUACAAGUUUACUAGUCGCGACAUAAAGUCCUGACACAUUUUGCACCGUGCAUUCUUCUUUCAUUUCAUCCGCACUGUGCAUCUUUUCGCAUUUGUCGCCGCGAUUUCCCGUUUUUGCACUAGCGACGUGCACUUUCGCGCGCGACAAACCCGAAUUUGGGGGCGCGACGUCCAAACCCCGAACUUUCGCACGGUGCAAAAUGUGGAUUAUUUCGGCUCCCAGAGGCCGACAGAGGUAGCGGUUUUCAGAUUCGAUACCAUUGUCCCAUUCUUUCCAUCGCUGUAAUAGCACGUCGGGACAUUUACUUGUUAGUUGUAGGUUCACACAUCCCUGUCAUGAACGUUGAAACACACGAGAAACUCUCGGGAUCAAAGGCGCCAACCUUAGAAAAUCUCGAAACGUGGCUUGCCGCCAACAGCAAAUACCAAGUUGAUAGCGAAGCUGCGCUUGGUGCUGCUACGGCAGCAAUUUCUGCAUCUGCAAUCAAUGAGAGCAAGAAGCCACCACCAGCACCCGGAAAGGUCGAGAAACCCUCAAGCGCAUCAUCGGUGGCAACAAAGCCUGCAACCAAGAUGGAUGAGCCUAAGAUUGCCGUAGUCACACGAUCAACAGGCCAAUUGCUUCCAGAAGACAAGUGGCCUAGUCUAUCGGAACUCGCCGCUUAUCUAGACAAGAAUCCCGGAGUUGACGUUCAGGAUUCUUUUGGUGCUGCGGUUAAGGUAAGUUUACAAUUCAUUUGCCAAACAUUUGAAUGGGAAAACCUUUAAAUCGUCUUCCAGGCAAUUUUACCCGCGGCAUACCACCAACGCAUCAGCAAAGCAACUUCUGCAAAGGUUCCAGCGACCAACAGUAGCAAUUCACUCAGUGUCUUGGAGCAAAGCCUUCUUCAAAGCAUCGGCAUGAAUAGUUCUAACCCAAUGGAAAGCCUACAGAUGCAAUUGAUGGUUCAACAGCUUAUGCUGGGUUCAUCCAUGCAGAAUGCGUACAACCCAUACUUACUGAUGUCAGGUAACACAGGCGCUUCACUAGGAGCAUCUACAGCUACCACUUCUGGGAACAGCAUUGACUCGGCGAUUAUGGCGAUGCUUGCGGCGGGGGGCGUGCCGAUCACCACAACACCUGCGUCUAAACCAAGCACAACAUCUGCAGCGUCAAGCCUCGUUUCGUUAUUAGGCGCAGGAAGUCAGAGCUCGGGUGCAAAUCAAUCACUAAAUGAUAUGUUGACCAACGAAUUGUUGACGAACCCUGCAUUACUAACCCAACUUAUGAGUAGUGGAGGAACCAACAGUACAGCUCUCAACUCUUUGGGACUUGGCCCACUGAACAACAUGGACAUAAGCACGGCCUUACAGAUGACGUUACUGAAUUCAGCAUUAGGCGAAAUGACACAAUCCAAUAGUCAGUCGCUCGCGUCUCCCUCGACCUCAAAGAAAACUUCCUCUCAGACGAGUUCCCAAGCGGGAAAGGCUAGUAAAUUGAACGCCGUUGUAGAAAAGCUGGCCUCCUCUUCCCAAAACAACAAUGGCGAUCGCUGA